Benincasa hispida (wax gourd) is the source of this 1737-nucleotide messenger RNA. The record is from RefSeq and is a predicted model, not a curated record. NCBI's taxonomy places the organism in Eukaryota, Viridiplantae, Streptophyta, Magnoliopsida, Cucurbitales, Cucurbitaceae.
AUAGCCUGCCAGGCUACGGCCGUCCUCAACUAUCGACAUCUGAUCAGAAAUUUGAGAAUCGAAACAACCUUCCGUGUUCACGAAUCGUUGCAGAUCACAGAAAGAAGAAGAAAUGUCAGAAUGGAAUUGAAACCAGGAAUGGCUUCUGUAAGAACUUGGAUCUUAGCAGGAAGAAGAAGAAGAAGGAGAAAUUCAGGAAUGGCUUCUGCAAGAACUUUGGAGCUUGGCAGGAAGAAGAAGAAGAAGAAGAAGAAGAAGAAGAAGAAGAAGAAGAAAUUCAGGAAUAUGGCUUCUGCAAGAACUGUGGGGCUCGGAAGGAAGAAGAAGACGAAGAUACUCAGAUUUAUUGAACGAGGUUUUCCAGAGCAGAGUUUUUCGGAACUAAAUGGAGUUUUCAGAACGGGUUAUUCAAAACAGAAUAGACUUUUCUUGAACUUGGUUUCAUUGGUGUUUGUAGAAACGUGGUCUCAAAAAAGGAUGACAGAAAAGUGUGUACUAUUUCGAUAUGGAAGUCAUUGGGAUGAGAACCAAAAUUUGUAUGUUGGAGGCGAGCUAACAGGAAUCGUUGUGCCUAUUACCUUGAAGUAUAAAGAAUUUAAAGCUCACAUUUACAGGGUUGCAAAUGUAAAUUGCUUAGAGUUUGAUGUUGUUAUGAGAGUUAAAUAUAAGCUUGACUUUGAAGCCCCUCCAUUGUACAUACAGAAUGACGAUGAUGUUUACAUCUUUCUUUGUCUGGAUGAUCUUUCUAGAGUUCAGCUAUAUGUAACAUUAAAAUCAUACCAUGACGAAAAUGUGAAAAUGAUUCAUGAUGGUAUAGGUGUAGAUAGACAAUACGAGGCAUCAUAUGAGUUUAAUCAAGAAGAAUGUGAUAUUCCAUUGUCUAUGAACACUCAACUAUCAACAUUAUCAAUAGACAAUGACAACAUUCAUGCAGUAGACUUAAAAAGAGAAACUCAAUGUUACGGACCUGUGUUUGGUAAUGAGAGAUCAGCAGGCUUGAAUUUUAUGGAUUGUGGUCCUUCAGAAGAGCAUGAUCCUUUCGUGGUUGAUAAUGAAAAAUCAGUAGGAUUGAAUUCUAUGGACUGUGCUCCUUCAGAGGUGCAUAGACCUGUAGUGGCUGUUACUGAGAGAUCAGUAGGAUUGAAUUCCAUGUCUUCUUGUCGUAGAGGGGAAUUGAUUAUGCUUGGCACCUCUUCAUCUGAGACAGAUGUUGAAGUAAGGAAGUCAACUAAGUCUUUGUUUACUGCUAAAUGUAUAGAAGAUAAUUGUAAGUGGAGCCUUCAUGCAGUGAAAAUUCCAGAGUGUGACAUAUUUAAGAUCACGAAACAAGCAACGACUGCGGUAGUUGGUGAACUAAUCAAAGACAAGUUUACAGACAUAAGACGUUUUUAUAAAACUUGUCACAUCGUUGAGGAUAUGAAGAAAGAGUACGGCGUAAACAUAAGUUACGGUAAGGCGUGGUGUGCAAGGGAAACCGUUUAUGCUCUCGCUAGGGGUACUCCAGAAGAGUCGUACGCUGUUUUACAUGCAUAUGGUGAAGCGUUAAAGAUAGAGAGCCCAAGUACAAGCAUUAGACCUUGUAUUAGAGGGUUUUCAAGUUGUCGGCCUAUGAUAAUUGUUGAUGGAUCACAUCUAAAAGGAAAAUAUAAAGGGAUUAUGUUGGUCGGCGUCUCCAUGGAUGGCAACAACCAACUUUACCCACUAGCAUAUGCCAUAGUGGACAACGAAACUGAUUGA